AAACAAAGUUCGUCGUGUGUUUCUCAUGCGCAGCAAUAUUUCAGCGGAAUUAUUUCCUUUUCUGACACGCCUGUAAUUCAUUCAGACAUGAACGGCCAAGCCGAAUUAGAUGUGGAUUACAAGCGGAAAUACAAAAACCUAAAGCGUAAAUUAAAAUUUUUGGUGUAUGAGCAAGAAUGUUUUCAAGAGGAGCUCAGAAGAGCACAGAGGAAACUCCUGAAGGUCUCCAGAGAUAAAAGUUUCCUGUUGGACAGAUUGUUGCAGUAUGAGCGGGUGGAUGAGGACUCGUCUGACUCGGAUGCCACAGCCUCCUCAGACAGCGAGGGAGAUGCUCCAAGAGAAAGGGAACGGGAACCGGGAAAGAAGAGGAGAAGUCCUGGAGGUCCGUCCCUCGCUUCAUCCUCAUCCCCCCAGCUUUCUCUCCUGUCUCGCCCCGGAGCGAACGCUCUCCAGGCUUCAGCACCCACUCAGUAUCUCAACACGUUACCCUUCCCUCCUGACUAUUUGGCUCCCUCUGCUGAGCGAAUGAGGAAAGAGAGAAAACCAAAACCAGCAAAACAGAGAAAAGAGUCUGCAGGAAAGGUGGUAUCUUCAUUAGCUUCUAACUACCCAGCAGGCAGUGCACCGGGUGCGGGUUCAUCCGGGCCGUUCAGCUGGGUCCCGCGGCAGAUGCUGAGCGGAGACACUGCAGAGGAGGAAGGAGAGAGCGAGGGAGAAAGCGAUGGAGGAGAAGAGGAGAGAGGAGAAGGAGAGGAAGCAGAACUGGUCAUUGACCUUCCUAAUGAGUGAACGUGAAAUGGACAAAGACUCUAGUGUUUAUUUAGCAUCAGUAAAGGGAAACUGCAAAGAGUUAUCCAGAUGUGUUUUUGCUCUAAUUAUGCGACAGUUGUCUUGUCUCUUCUCCACCAUUUUUACAUUUUAAUAGCAACUAUCUGACAAAGCAUCAGCGCAGAGGCCUUUUCUGGUUAAAAAUUAUUAUUAGGACCAGGGAGGAAAAUCUGCUGUAAAAUACAGCGGUCCUCCUUGACAGACUUUUUGAAAGGAAUUCGCAGUUAGAGCCUCGGGUUUCAGAUUGGAGGGAAAUUUCGGAUGCAUACAGCAGAUACGCCAGCUCAGAUACAACCCACACUGUCAUGCCUGAAAAUAGUGCAACUAAAGACCUGCCUCUAGAGUUCCACUACUGACAGAGUAUCAUAAAAGUGUAGCUGUUUUUUUUUUUACCUUAAACCGAAUUGUAGCCAGGUAGCUCGUGAUAUUCAGCCUCACAGACACACGGCCGCUGGAGAUGUUUUGGCAGAGACACAUCUGUACAGUAUGUAUCAGGUAAAUUGUGUAUAUCAGAAUUAUUGUAAGGCUAAAAAGAGUUUGCUGACUUGUAAUUCUGCAUUUAUGUAAGAAAGCUUACAGAAUCCGAGUCUCUUAUUACUCCGCAAGGACAUUAGAUGCUUUUUAAAGUGCUCAAAUACAGUCAGGUCCAUAUGUUGUAUGAACAGUGACACAAUUUAUCAUUUUUCCUCUGUACACGACAAUGGAUUUCACAUGAAGCAGUCAAGAUGUGAUUGAAAUGUAAACUUUCAGCUUUAAUUCAAGGGGUUUAUCAAAAACAUAACAAACCGUUUGGUAAUUACAGACACUUGUUUAUUUAUUUAAUUUAUUUUUUUACGCCGUCCCUGCAGUUUUCACAGACUCGAAGGCGAUUUGGAUAAUUAUGGCCCCUUUCCUCAUUCUUUCAUUAAAAGUUCAGGAGAUCAAAGGA
This is a messenger RNA of Neoarius graeffei (lesser salmon catfish), 1756 nucleotides long. RefSeq names its product INO80 complex subunit E (gene ino80e). The record is from RefSeq and is a predicted model, not a curated record. Lineage: Eukaryota; Metazoa; Chordata; Actinopteri; Siluriformes; Ariidae. Bases 88 to 789 code for a protein of 233 amino acids. Gene Ontology annotation, biological process: chromatin remodeling. Gene Ontology annotation, cellular component: nucleus; Ino80 complex. The transcript has 8 exons.